Molecule: messenger RNA, 603 nt
Organism: Engraulis encrasicolus (European anchovy)
Lineage: Eukaryota; Metazoa; Chordata; Actinopteri; Clupeiformes; Engraulidae
Gene: cldn10a
Product: claudin 10a
Exons: 4
Coding region: 1-603 (200 amino acids)
Biological process (GO): cell adhesion; bicellular tight junction assembly
Cellular component (GO): bicellular tight junction; plasma membrane
Molecular function (GO): structural molecule activity
Source: RefSeq, a predicted model, not a curated record
AUGAGUAACAUGAUUACGGAGAUCUUUGCUUUUAUUCUGACCGUCUGUGGAUGGGUGCUCACAGCCUCCACCGUCGCUACGGAUUACUGGAAGGUGUCCUCAGUGGAUGGGACUGUUAUCACCACGGCGACCUUCUGGUCAAAUCUGUGGAAGACGUGCGUGACCGAUUCGACCAGUGUCACCAACUGCAAAGACUUCCCGUCCAUGCUGGCAUUAGAUGGAUACAUCCAACUGUGUCGUGGUUUAAUGAUAUCAGCAGUGUGUUUGGGCUUCUUUGGAUUCGUCCUGUCCUUGGUGGGGAUGAAGUGUACAAAGAUCGGAGGAUCUGAGAAGACAAAAGCUCGCCUCACCUGUCUAGCAGGCUUCCAUUUCAUCCUUGAUGGUCUUUGUUCCUUGACGGCAUGUUCCUUCUACGCACACAGAAUAACCUCUGAGUUUUUCGAUCCACUGUUUGUAGCACAAAAAGAGGCAGAGUGCUCCUACAACAGAGCCACCUCCUUCACUUCUGCACGGCCACGGCACAACCCCCCCGCCACCCUCCAGAAAGACUGCCAGGACCCAGCGGGCACGUCCAGGCAGUUUGGGAGAAAUGCCUACGUCUGA